This is a messenger RNA of Humulus lupulus (European hop), 1414 nucleotides long. RefSeq names its product desmethylxanthohumol 6'-O-methyltransferase-like. The transcript is spliced from 2 exons. The record is from RefSeq and is a predicted model, not a curated record. Bases 164 to 1237 code for a protein of 357 amino acids. Gene Ontology annotation, biological process: methylation. Lineage: Eukaryota; Viridiplantae; Streptophyta; Magnoliopsida; Rosales; Cannabaceae. Gene Ontology annotation, molecular function: O-methyltransferase activity; S-adenosylmethionine-dependent methyltransferase activity; protein dimerization activity.
UUUAAUAGUAUGCCUAAUCUAUCACCAGAACUUGCAGAACUUAAUAAAUACGACUCAAACCCCAGCUUCUGCCCCCAACGAAAAAGCUUCUUCAACAUUCUUAAUUUUCUGUACGUAAACAUAUCAUCCAAGAUAUAGUAUUGGAGAGUGAAUUGAAGUAAUUAUGGACGACGUUUUACGAGGCCAAGCCGAGAUAUUUGAGCACCUGUUCAGCUUCGUGGACUCAAUGGCACUAAAAUGUGCCGUCGAGCUUCGUAUUGCUGACAUUAUUCACUCCCAAGAUGGUCCAAUCGCCCUAACCCAGAUAGUUGCCAAUAUUUCUGACUCCACCAUCUCUUCAUCUCCAGAAACGAUGCUUUACCUGAAGCGCAUCAUGAGAUCGCUGGUCCGCAAGAAGAUCUUCACAGUACAAUAUGAUGAUGGUGGUCAGACUCUAUAUGGGGUGUCCUCUAAGUCAGGAUGGCUACUACGUGACUCGAAGCCAAGCUUGGCGCCACUCAUACUGAUGGAGAACCAUCCGUUGCAGAUGGCGCCGUGGCAUUACCUCAGCCACUGCAUAAAGGACGAUGACGGCAUCACCGCUUAUGAGAAGGCCCACGGCUGCGGCAUCUUCAAGUUGGCGUCUGUUAAUGGCGAAUUGAACAAGGCGUUCAACGAGGGCUUGGCCUGCCUGGUGGAGGUGGUGAUGGGAGCCAUUCUACCUGCUUACAAAGAUGUGUUCGGUUGUAUGGGAUCAUUGGUGGACGUGGGAGGUGGGACCGGUGGGGACUUAUAUGAGAUUGUGAGAUCUCAACCGCACAUCAAAGGUAUUAAUUUUGAUUUGCCACAUGUCAUCGCUACGGCGCCUGCGUACGAUGGUGUGGUCCACUUGGCAGGUAACAUGUUCGAGUCUGUUCCCAGCGCAGAUGCCAUUUUCAUCAAGUGGGUACUGCAUGAUUGGAGCCACGAAGAGUGCGUCAAAAUUCUAAAAAAUUGUCGCAAAGCAAUACCAGAAAAGACUGGGAAGGUCAUAAUCAUAGAGAUUGUAUUGAAAGAAUCAUUAGCAAAAGAAAACGACGUUGACGUAUUUGACGAAACGCGAAUGAUAUUCGACAUGGUGAUGAUGGCACAUACUUCGUGUGGAAAGGAGAGAACGGAGUUUGAGUGGAAGAAGCUGUUAGAGGAAGGAGGCUUCCCUCGUUUUAAAAUCACUAAAAUUCCAGCUAUACCCUCUAUUAUUGAAGCAUAUCCUUUUUAAUUCUAUUUCUAUUUUCUUGUUUAUUUAAGGAACUCUGCAAGUGUUAAAUAAACCCACGUCUACUGCACUUCAUAACAAGUCUAGUAUUGAAGUAUUUUCAAUUUAUUUCAAGAAUUCUGGUCAAUUUACUGAUUUUAUUUUUUAAUCUAACUACUAAAAUUAAACACUGCGCCUAAA